Ceratina calcarata is the source of this 7482-nucleotide messenger RNA. RefSeq lists its product as uncharacterized. Bases 2504 to 3898 code for a protein of 464 amino acids. NCBI's taxonomy places the organism in Eukaryota, Metazoa, Arthropoda, Insecta, Hymenoptera, Apidae. The record is from RefSeq and is a predicted model, not a curated record. Gene Ontology annotation, biological process: epidermal growth factor receptor signaling pathway. The transcript is spliced from 7 exons. Gene Ontology annotation, molecular function: receptor ligand activity; epidermal growth factor receptor binding.
UAAUAGUAGGCGCGUGCACUAAAUAGAAACGAAGCGCAUGCGUUAAAAACGUGCUUACUACAAUUUCACGCACGAAAAGUUAGGCGAAAAGGUUCGUGGAAGUGACAAUCGGGAUCAUGUAUCUUAUGCAGAGAGUGCGCAGUCAGUUUGGGAGGAUUUCAAAGAUCCGGUAAAUCGUCACGCGGUGACGAAUUUCCGACGAAAGUAAAGCCGCGCGACGUUAAAGGUGGUUAAAGGAAGGAAAGAAUGGAAUUUUAUUCAAGAAGCGCACUAAUGCGGGAAGUGCGGGCUCGGUGAUUUCCGGAUGCGAUCGGCCGUUUCCGGCCCGCGGACGCCCUUCCGAACUAAAACCAUUCAUUCGACGGAGAGCGAGAGGGCCAGGGAUCGAACGAGGAUCGCCAUAGGAAGGCGAACGGAACGAGUGGAAGCGCCGGGGAUCGACAAAGGAUGGAGAAAGCGAUCUGGCGAGUGAAUGAGAGGCGAGCUGCAGGAAAGGACAAGAGGAAACGAGAAGGAACGGUGAGCGGUGACAGGGGCGGGAAACGAGAAAGGUAGGAACACGAGCACGAGAGAGGUAGUAGUAGGCACGGCCGAUCACGGCACAAGAAGGCUGCUGGUAGGCGAGAGCGAGCAAGAGUAAGAAAACGAGGGAGCAGACUGGCCGGCCGCGCCGCUUCUAGUUGAACAGAACUGCCAGCAAAUCGGCAGCAGAUGUGGAUGUGGCCAGUUAGCUCGGUGCUGUGUGUUCGUACGCAUCUCGGCGUUCCGUGGAUUUUGAUGCACCGACCUGAUCCGCGUUCGAUAGCAGCGACGACGACAACAGCGAUCAGUUGGCGUGCGUGACCCUUCUUCUGGUCGUCGCGUACGAUUCGAUUCGACUCAAGGCAGCGAUGCGAGAGGGAAGUCUGUGAAAGGCUUCGAGUCCGCGGUGACAACUCGGCGGCGAAGUGGAGAACGACUUUUGGUCUUUGGCGAACGGGACGCGGGACACGAGAUAAACGGGAAGGAAGGAAAGCAGAGGCUGCGAAGCGAACUGCAAGGAAAGGAAAGAGAGGAGAAUACGAAAUCGAAUGGAACAGUCGAUCGCGCGGCAGCAGCACCAAGAACGCAGUGACCGCCGUACCUGUCCGUCGGUAGCCGAAGACUUGUCCGAUCGAGACCCGGGAGUGAUGUGGCAACGUUGCCGGUGGUUUGCGAGUGGAGGAGUCAGUACUCAGUCGUCGCUCGGAUGUUCUAUCGUGGCCCGUGUCUGACAGUGCAGUGUACGCUGCCAAUAGAACCGGCGAGGGCCCGUCGGGGCCCACGAGCACCGCGAAACAACAUCGCGAUCACGAUGACAUGUCGAGAAAGUGCGGGAACGAGUAACCCCGUAACGAGCAUCGAAGGGACAAUUGUACAGAGACGUUGUAUCGCACCGACGGCGCGCGUCGUCCCCGCGUAUCUUGGUUAUCCUCGCCGCGGAGCGACUCACGGGAGAAGGUGAGAGUUUCGUGGCCUUACGGGAGAGUAAACGUCGCGUUUCGAAGCGUACGGUCGCGGUGUACCGCGCGUGUACAUUCCGUAUCGUUUCAACGAAAGUUCCUAAGUGUGCCCGCCCGGAUCUAUGAGCAGUCCUCAACAGCAGCACGAGAAUCGAACGAGCGCGUGAAUCGUAACAACGUCGUGUGUCAAGUUAAGAGUGUAUGCGGAGAGUACCCGAAGAGAGACAGAAAGAUCGCAAAAGGAGCCGUGCCGCGUCUCUUUCUAUCCGAGAGGUCGUGGUCGGAGUUUACGCCGUCGUACGCGCUUCUCCCUUCCCCUCCGCCCCUCUAAUGGACUGUUUCUCUCUCCCUCUCUCUCACUGAAGGCCAAUUUAUCUAUCCCGCUGGGGCGUACGUCUGUUCAGUCCGUACAUACACACAACCAUUCCUGCCUGUGCGCUAGCAGAGUUUUCACUGGCGCGACACGGCAAGGCACGGCACGGCACGCGCGCACACCGUCCUACCGCUGCUGCUGGUACGCGACACGUAAACGUAAACCGGCUGCCGAGAAUCGGGAGUGUCAAAAGGGAAGAGAGAAGAGGAUAACCGCAGAGGGAGGAGAGAAAAAAAUCACGGGCAUGGGAACAGUGUGUGCCGUGGACCGAUUCUCGCUUUAGUGCGCGACCGGUUGUUGUCCGCGUCUCGGAGUCGCUGCACCGUGUCUCGAAAAACGGUGGAUACCGUCGUUCGCGUUUCGUCCUGUGGUGCGGUGUGCCUCUGUGUGUCCCUUUACAACUUUACGCCGAACGAGGAAGGGAGGUUAGGUUAGGCUAGGACUCGCGUCACCCCCGGCCGCCGCGACUCCGUCCUCGUCUAUCCCGACGACUCGUUCUCUCCCCCGCCUCUCUAUCUCGCUCUCUUUUUCUCGCGGCGUAUACGGGCGAGGAGGAACGCAGACACGAGCGAGAGAGGCCAGCAGACCGACGUUCUACGCGCAUACAUACACGCAAGGACAAUAUUGGGGAAAGAGGAGGAAAAUACAAAUGCCGAUCGCCGGUGGAAUUCUGGUCGCUGGAACCGCGGCUCAUUGCCUGUCUUCCGCCGCUGGCAUGCUUCGAUUCCUCGCUAGACUUUCAGGGAGGCGGCGGCACGUGCGGCGUAGCUCCGGGCCAGGUGGUGGAGCUCGUGCUGUUUUUAAAACAGAAGAGGCAGCAACAGCAGCGGCAGCGGCGGCGGCGGCAGCAGUGGCGGGGGUGGGAGGCUACGUGGAUUGCCUGGACGAGGAAAGAAGGGGAGUAGGAGGAUGCGAGCCGGUAGGAGCGAGCGUGCUCGAGGAGGUUAGUUGUUCACCGGUGGCGGAUGGCGAGGUCUGCUGCGGCGACAGCAGUACCACCACCAACUACAGCCACCGUCGUCAUCACCUCCACCAUAUACACCGUCGCCACAGUCAUCGUCAACAGCAGCAGCAGUGUAUCCAUCGAUGCCACCAACGGAGGGACAACGCGGCUAGCAGCGAGCUCGUCGUCGACGGAGAAGCCGACGAUGAGGCUACGUGCCAGGAGCCUGCCCAUCACCGAGACGUACACGAGCUCCGUCACCUUCACCACCGUCACCACCACCGGCACUUGCAUCAUCAUCAUUACCAUCAACACCACCGCCACCAUCAUCAUCUGCAUCGUCUCCAUCAGCGGCUGCGGGACGACAGCGUCGCCCGGACGAGCGAACGUCGUCGCGCGGAUGAUACCGAGACCGAUAACAACGAUAACAACCCUGCCACCGUCACUGCCAUGACGAGAGGAUGCAGGAUUCCGCCCUACCUCGCUACUCUACUCAUCCUCUCCUACACCCUCUUCGGUAUAGCAGACGCCUGUUCAUCGCGGUCGACGCCGAAACCACGACCGCCGACGCCGACGCCACGACCCAAUAUCACAUUCCACAUGUACACGUGUCCACCGGAUUACGCGGAAUGGUACUGCUUGAACGGUGCCACAUGUUUCACUGUCAAAAUCGUCGAUUCCCUCCUCUACAAUUGUUUAUGCGCCAACGGUUACAUCGGGCAGAGAUGCGAGUUUAAGGAUUUAGAUGGUUCCUAUUUACCUUCCCGGCAACGUGUAAUGUUGGAGACAGCCAGCAUCGCCGGCGGUGCCACGAUAGCAGUAUUCCUGGUCGUUAUCAUUUGCAUAGCGGCUUACAUCCAUUGCAAACGAAAGCAAAAGGAAAGGUCGAGCAGUAACUGCGUCGACACGGUGGAUGGUCCUGGCCGAGAUCCGGAGUUGAGGCCGUUUAGCAACCGCAGCCGCUCCCUCAUGAUCUUCAUGACCAAGAAUCCUAACAGCUCGGCGGCGAUAGAGCAGACGAGGAUGCCCGGAUGGAACAGCCCGGAAGCGGAGUCAAUGAGAAUGGCGUCGAUCAGCGAAGGAAAGCGAUCGAAUCAAUGAUAGAGCCGGGAGUCCGGUGCCUAAUUCCACGACGCGAAACCGAGGCGUCCGGCGUAGGAGAGAUAUCAUUUAGACGGAAAAGGAAUCACUUUCACCCAGCUGCUUUCUGCCUCCGUCCAUGGACUACGUUCUCGCGACAGCCACGGGAAAUUCGCGUUCCCCGAUGCCGUGCAAACACGGGAUCUAACUUAUUAUUCGUCGUGGUUCGUGCCUGAGGAAGAUUUAGUUCGCGCGAGAAUCGCGAUUCGCGUUCAGAGAAGAGGAUCUCGUCGGCGGCUGGAAGAAUCGAUACGUGGAUCGGGAUCCCCGGGAUCGAUGAUCUCCGCGAGACCGAGAAGAAAACGUAGGAUUUCAAAGGGAGAACGUAGCUGGUUUUAACUUUAAAUAGCUGGACUCGAACAGCUGGAAGAACAAAGGACGAGAAAGUAGAAAAGAAGGGAAGCUUAAAAAUAAAGCGUGUGCCGCUUGAAUAGAGGUGGACUCCUCUCGAUAGAAAAGGAAGAGGGAGAUUUGAAGAUAUUCAGCGUGAAGACGUAAUGAAGAGAAGAAAAAGAAGCAUAAGUAAUUUUGUUCCUAUCGGAGAUAGUUUAGAGCAGACAAUAAUAACCGGAGAACGAUUACUAUAAUGUUAUUAGCAUCGGUUAUAUGAUAAACGUACUAGUUAAGUUUCUCGACGAAUAAUCAAUUUGCUAAGUAGAAGAACCGUUGCUCGUCGUAAGAACGAUUAUUUUUCUCCAGCUUCCGCCGAGGGAUGCGCGCGGAGAUUUACUUCUCACUUUUAUUUUCUUUAAAUUCUUUUUUGUUCCUCGUUCGCUCCAUUUCUUUCACUAUCUUUUUUCCGUCUCCGAACGCCGUGAGUUCAGCACAAGUUCCUCGUAAAUCAACGCCACCGAACACGCGGAAAAUAGAAACGAUUCACGUAUCGAAACCGGCCAAUGGAUGCGCAGCGUUCGAACUUGCAAGUCUUCUUUUAAACAUUCGAGUUGGCAAGAGGAAUUUCCAAAAUUACGUCGGGCAAAUUCCACGUUGAUCUCGCGUGACAAAAUUCAAGUACUUCACUGUGGAACAAAUGUUCUAUCAGAUAGAAUUAUUUAUUGAAAGUCGGCGUUAUAAGUACGUGCGUCGCGUCUUUUCGUCCGCACGAUUCAAUUUCAGUUUUGUGUUCGUGAAAGUAAAGGAGAAGAGUGCACGAUGUUAUCUCUGCGCGAUUAAGAGGACAAAUCGAGCCUCGGUGUAGCGUUCGUUAAAAUCGUUGAUAGGCAUCGAUCCUAACACACGAUUGCACGAGUCGCGGUGGCGUCGAUGGUGAAGAAACGCGUGUCGGACGUUCGUACCGCGGACGCUGGUCUCUGUUUCUCGCCUCUCCUCCUGUAAAUAGUAAAUUAUCCGCGUAAAGGGCCAGCCGGCUCGUUUCCCGGUGAAUCUCCGUUUAUCUGACGGGCGAUUCGACCGUUGUAGCGGACAAACUACAAUUAAUGACGAUGCUGAUCGACGGCGCCACCACCUACGGUGACAACUGAAUUUAUCGGGAAACGAGUCGACCGGAUAACAGAGCCGAAAUUCGCGGUACGCGGUUCCUUUAUUCGAGCAGCCAUCGAUUGCCACCGCGGCGGGGAACUUCUGGGAGAAGUACGAUAGAGUAUAGAUUAUUUUUCACGUCGAGUCGCUGGUAACUCCGAAAGGAUCGGUCCUAUUCGCAUUCGAUGGUGUUUUGUACAUUUUGUAGAUACUGUGCUGUGGUGUGAAAGAAGCUUCCAAACGCUCUGAAGGAACUGAGAACUUGUACUUUUUGUGUAAAAAAAAAACCAAACGUGAUUCGCUCGUGUUUCCUUUUUCGUUCGAAACGACGACGGGUGGGUGGGGAGCAGUGAUCGAAGGAGGAUAAGAACGAUCGAGAUGAGAAACGAAGAACGAGUACGCACGUAGAGGAUUUAGUGGACACGAGCAAGGACAGGUUCCGAAGGAGAAGAGAACGCAUGGAGCUAGAGUGGCCUAAAAGUAUGUUUUCUUUUUCGUGUCACGGGUACGAGGUACGAAUCGUGACCCCGUACGGUGUAAUUUAUUAUAAAUAGUCCUAAUUAACGUGGAGAAACCGUAGCGUGAAAUUGAAGAAAAAAAAAAGGAAUGAUUGAAUUAAUUUCCCUGAUCACACUUCUCUCGUAACUUUGUACUUGGUUCCUAAUUUAUUCUCACAUUAAUUAUUUUCCUUUAAUUAUUAAUUAAACCGCGGUUGAUUAUUAUUAAUUUACUAAUUUACGAUCAUUAGUUACGAUCAAUUAAUUAUUCUCCUUUUAUCAUUAUUAUCGAAUCACGAUUAAUCAGUUUAUUCCUAAUUAUUAUUUGGUUAACACGGUAUCUUUUAAGGACCCGCACAUAUUAUUUAUAAACGAACGAAAAAGAGAAAGAGUAGUAUUUAAAACAAAUUUUGAGAAAAAAUGCACGCAAUUACCGACGCGAGUCUGCCUGUGAAAAUCGCGCGAGACUCCGUGAAAAGCUUGCGUUCGUAAUCCCUUGGUUGAAAACGAUCAUUUUCGUACACCUGGCACAAACAACGAGUCAAUUGGUUGAAUAAUAAAUUUUUGUUUAAACCGAAGAAAUGUUAAACUGAAAUAGAAGUUUCACAGGCAGGCUGCGAGUGUCAGAUUGUAAACGCGAAUAACGUCGUGGCCGAAUGAUUGCUCGAGAAACGAUCGUCGAUUUCUUUCUUUCCAACGAAUUAAUCACGGAGGAACGGUUUUAAUUUUUGUAGUCGUCGAGAGCAAUGACUCGGCCUCGCGGUUUAGCGACCGUUUAAGCGUAGACAGUGGUGGCAUUUUAGUACAUCAGACAGCGCUGUAUCGCGAGAAUCAAGACGAAGAAGAGAACCGAAGGGUGGGAAAGAGCAAGGGAAUAUAUGGGCAGACACGAGAAGGAUACGUGGUUGUAUUUAGUCGAGCGAAAGACAAGAAGAAAGAUGCGAACGGAAAGAAAUUUGUUUUAUCGGGUAGCACCGUCGCGGUCGUUCGAGGUCUAUCCUAGAAGAGAGAUCUUGACGGGAGGGACACGGCUCGUUGCGUCGAUCCCCGUCGUCGAUCGGAACUGACGCGGGCUCAUUGGAAUUUCGCGAAAUUCGUGGUGGGCCGCGAUCCUAUUCCGAUCGAGGCUCGUUCAUCCUCCCGGCGACCGCGCUCGAGCCCCGAGCGUUCUCUUCUUUCCUUCAUUUUCUCCUGUUUGCUUCUUGCUUUUCCGUUUUUUCGUUCCUUCUUCAUUUUCUGUUUCUACAUUCUGUAAUGCUCUCUUUAUUCUUUUCCCUCUUUUGUUUUUUCUUUUUUUUUUUAAUUCACGGACGGAAACCUUCGUGCUCCAAGGACACGCGAAUGGUCUCCAAUAAAGUGGGAAAUCCUUAUUUUCUUUAUUUCGUGAAUUGCGUGCGCUUUAUGACGGCGGAUGGUAGGUACCCCGUCCGACAUACCAAAUCCGUACUCUCUCUGUCGCGGUAUAAAUGCUGUUCGUUGUAAAUGUACCAAAGACAAUGUCGAUUAACUGACAAAAUAAAUAAAGUAGUUUAUUUAUGAAAAACGAAUGAAAAAGAUUAAAAAAAAAAA